AAGGGGCCGGGAUAGGGUGGGCUCCCUCAUACAUAUAGGGCUCCUGUGGAGAAAAGGCGGGAAAACAUUACAGCUCGUAGGCCACGCCCUCUGAAAGCAGAGUCCUCAAGUUUGGGCGGGAAAAGUGUGACAGGAAGGUGUGAGGGCCAAAGGAGGGCGCCAUUAUUCUUGCCUAAGGAGCUACAGGGUCCUCCUGUUACAGUAAGGUGUGAGGGCCUAAGGAGGAACCAUUACUCUGGCCUAGAGCUAUAGGAUCCUUCUGUGACAGUAAGGGUAUCGGAUGACAUAUAGAUUAACAUGGACGCUCUACAGAAUGGUGAAGAAAACCACUGGCAGAAUGAUGAGGCAACGCCUGGACAGCAAGGUCUCGCAGAGCUGUGUGCUGGAACGGUGGCCCUCUGCUCUCUGUAUUACAUCCGCCUGAUGAAGGAAAGAAGGAGACGGGAAUUGGAACGGCGAGGAAGAAUUUUACGUUUCCGGCGCACCAAAGCGAGGGAGCGCAUGCACUUCGCUGUUCUGUGGACUUCGCAGCUGUUAAGCAGCUGGGAGGUUUCGUCAUCUGUGAAUAUUGAAGAGAGGCAGGGAAUCUAUGGCAAUGCCCGCUCCUCGCUGCUUUGGAACUCUGUUAUAGAAAAAGCUUUUACCAACUUCGACUGGAUUGAGAGCUUCCGUAUGACAAAGUCAAGUUUUUGUUACUUGUGUGACCAGUUACGGCCAGUCAUGGAGAACAUAGAUAGCGAAACACUUCAGGCCAUCCCGGUAGAGGUGCGGUUGGCCAUGACAUUAUGGCGUCUUGGCUCCUCGUGUGAAUAUCGAACUAUUGAGAAAAUCUUUGGAGUCUCACGUUCCACUAUAUCUAAGGUUGUUAAGGAGGUUUCUGAGGCUGUGGUCUCCAUUCUUACCCCCAAGUUCAUUACCAUUCCUCGAGGAGACAUUCUUCAGAACACCAUGAAGAGUUUUGAGCGACUUUUUGGUAUACCACAAUUAGCCGGAAUUAUUGGCACUUUCCAUGUUGCUAUACGACCCCCCAGUGAACUGACUGGUCAGUAUUUUAAUACCAAAGGUUGGCACUCUGUGGUUCUUCAGGCUGUGGUGGACUCUGACCAUUGCUUCUGGGACAUAAAUAUCGGCAGUCCUGGAAACUCCUCCGACUCCCAAGUUUUAUUGACUUCAGAGCUGUAUGAAUGGGGGACGGAAGGAACUCUUUUUCCUAAUGUAGCGAAGUAUGUUGGUGGAGCACAAAUACCCAUUCACUUACUAGGAUCCCGUUCCUAUCCCUUACUGCCCUGGCUGAUGACUCCUUUUUCCAAACAGUUGGGCCCAGAGAGUACAAAGCUGAAUAAACAGUUUUCGUCCGCCCUGCGUGUGGCAGAAGUAGCGUUUGGACGCCUCAGGGGACGCUGGUGUUGUCUGUUAAAACACAAUAACUCUGAUCUCUCAUUCAUACCUACUUUGAUUGCUGCUUGCUGCACACUUCAUAAUGUUUGUGAGUCUCGUGGAGAUCCAUUCCAAGAACAUUGGCUAGAAGAAGCCGCUGAGGAAGAGUUAGAACAGCCCAGUGAGGGCGAGGAGGAUGAGUUGGUGCCGGAACGAAGGUCCGAGGAGAUUCGAGAUGCUCUUGCCAAUAAUGUAUGUGCGCACAAUGGUGGGCUGUAAAGGAGGGUCAGUCAGCUUUCUGGAUCCUUGAUAUUUUAUUUUACCCCUUAGUGUACUAUAAUGGGUUCAUAAGACUUCCAUUAUUAUUUUGCCUUUACUACUUCCUUAAUGCCUUAGAUCAGGGGUAUUCAACCACUUUUAGAUAAGGUCUACUUAUUCUGGUCUGCAGUCAGGUGGAGGUCCGAGGUGUACACUAAUUUCAGGUUCCCAUGUAGUGCUCGCAACACGGAAUAGGUCAAGACUGCUCUUAUAUACACCUAUUAACAAGCAAAGCGCUAGCAGUUUAAGGGAGUAUGAAAAGCGGCAUUGUGGCUGCAGCCUCAACCACAAUGCGACUGCUACGUGUGAACCCAGCCCAGCCACAGGGUUAAAAGAAGGCAAAUGAGAUUGAAAGAAGGGACUUGGGGUUACUUACUAUUAAUGUUACACACUAUACCCUCAUACACUGCCACACACUGUGUCCCCUAUGUAUAAUAAUAUGAUGGUGCCAGAUGCAGUGCCCCCCAAAAAUUAUUCUUCCACGCAUGAUGCCCCUGAAUGUAAUACCGUCAUACAUGAUGCCCCCUGAAAACCACAGCUCCACACACUUUACCCUCAAAAUAUAAUACUACCAUACGCUAUACCCUCUAAAUAUAACCCACACACUGUACUCUCCAAAUAUAAUACUGCCACACAUUGUACCCCCUGAAUAUAUAUUUGCCAUGCAUGGUGCGCCCUGAAUAUAAUAUUGCCACACACACUGUAUCCCUUGAAUGUAAUACUGCCAAAUAUAGCACCCCUUAAUAUAAUACUGCCACACACGGUUUCCCCUCAGUAUAUUAUUGCCAUGUAUGGUGCUCCCUGAAUAUAUUAUUGCCACACCCCCAUGAAUAUAAUACUGCCAUACAUAGUGCCCCCAAAUAUAAUACCACCACACAUAGGGCACCAUUAAAACCUCUCUAGACACGGUUUCCCUACUGAAUGUUACAGCAAUAAAACUGCCGCCCUCCAAUAUCUGUAUUAGACUGUGCCCCCCUCUAUAAAUAAUAUAUUUGCUCUAAAUGUAGAAAAUCCUUCCUAAACUGAUGUCUAAAUCCUCUUUUUCAUGUGUACUUAAUGGUCUCUGAUUCUUUGUAACUUCCUUGGACAGAACAUAAACUUCUAUAAAAUCUAAAUAAUGUUUGGCAUGUAUGUGCUGUUAAAAAAGAUUGACAUUCUCUUCCAUGGUAUUUGGUGUUUGAUAUUUACAUUGUAUAGCAAUAUAAAUGUCCACCUGAUCUGAGCACUGGAGGACAUACAUGCUCUCCACAUCCUCUUAAUGAGCUGAGUGCUGAAGGGAACAUAUGGUCCAUGAUUCUUAGGGCUCAUUCACACUAAGGAAUGUUUGCAUGGAGAGAUUUCAGGCAGAGAUUCCAUUCGUAUGCGUGCACUUGAAACAAAACAGCAAUCGCCAAUGGCAAACGAUCAUACGCUAACUAAGUUAAAUACACAGCGAAACAGCGUAUAUAGAUCAAUGUAUCAAAACCUUUAUUAAACAUGAAUAAAACAGACAUUUAAAAUCGCAUAAAAUUACAAACAUAAUAUAUAUAGCCCUUGUAAUGGGCCUACCCAACCAGGGACAACCAGGGGGAAAGAGAAAAGGAGGUCAAGAUAGUGUGCAGCAGCAAGUUCUGGGCAUAAAUUAAGCCAAUGUAUUGUAAACAUUAGACACUAAGGUGCGAUAAACAGUCAGCACCUUUGAUGGAUUGCCCUCUAUUAUGAAAAAAUGCCAAUAGGGGCAAAGGCCGCUGCCUAACACUAACAAUAAGAGUAUAUAAUAUAACAUGCCUAGUGGAGACAGUAGUUGGACCUCCUGCACCCGACGUUUCGUCACCAGACUUCUUCUGGGGUGGGCAAAACAAGCAGCACUAGGACUGCUCUGAUGUGUACCGUCUCAGUGGGAGGCUGCUGUACCAAAUUUUCAGUGCAAAAUUCCUUUUACCCCCCCCCCCCCUAAAAAAAAAAAAUAAGUGUCGUAUGGAUGCUCUUUUCUAGUGAUAUAUAUUUUUAUAAUGUGGCAUUAAAAAUAUAUAAAAUUUUAGACCUUCCUAAAAAAAAAAAAAAAAAAACACCUGAGAAUCCGUGCAACUUCUCCAAUAUCCUUUUUUGAUCAUAGUAGUUCAGAUAAUGAGGCACAAUACAUUUUCAUGUAGAUUUUGUCUUUUUACUUUUCUAAAAUUUCUUACAUUUUUUGAUGGACCCCUCCAAGGUAAUCAUUGCUAUAAAGCUCCAUAAAUUCAUAAUUCAAAUCAACUAGAGAAAUCUAUUGAUCUUAUAAUAAAAUCGAUUUUGAAGAUUUUCAUGAGAAUAUAAUAUAAGCCCUGUAAAGUCCUAUAAAAGUAAAAUGACAUUUAUAAAGUUAUGCCAAAACAAAGUACACAUAUUAUGAAUGCGAAUUAUGUACUCAUUUAUGUGGCAUGACUAUAUCUCCUUAAUGCGGAGAAUGGCAAAUAUUUUAAAAUGCAAAUUUCCAAAUUCCAGAUUUUUCAGUUUUUCACAAAAUUUACCACUAACCUAAAGUACAAUUGGGGAGAUUUAUCAAAACUUGUCCAGAGGAAAAGUUGCAGAGUUGACAAAAAUGAAAGAAGUAAUCUGAUUGGUUGCUAUGGGCAACUCAGCAACUUUUCGUCUGGAAAGGUUUGAUAAAUUUACUCCAAUGGGUCACAAAAAUACUUAGAAUCACUUGUAUAAGUUAAAGCUUCACAAAGUUAAUAUUACAUAAAGUAAGGCAGGUUAGAUUUGAAUAAUGAGCCUUGGACUUUACGAAAUUAUAUUUAAGUCAUAUAUUGUGGACAAUUUACUCCUUUAAAGGGUUUAUCCAGGAAAAAACUUUUUUUAUAUAUCAACUGGCUCCAGAAAGUUAAACAGAUUUGUAAAUUACUUCUAUAAAGAUGUCUCGGGAACCGCCCAGUUUAGAAGAGGUUUUGCUAUGGGGAUUUGCUUCUAAACUGGGCGGUUCCCGAGACACCUGUCAUCAGAGAGCACUUAGACAGAAAAGAACAACCUUAACUUCAGAAGCUCAUAAGUACUAAAAGGAUUAAGAUUUUUUAAUAGAAGUAAUUUACAAAUCUGUUUAACUUUCUGGAGCCAGUUGAUAUAUAAAAGUUUUUUCCUGGAUAACACCUUUAAAGACAGAAAAUGAGUAUUUGCCAAAAAUAGGAGGGACACCAUAGACUUGUCAGAGAUUUCUAUAGUCCCUAUUUGUAUCUGAUUUUCUGAAGCAAUAAGUCAGCCAUGAGCUUCAAAAGACCUGUAUUCAUUUGAGUAUUUUCUCUAUUAACUUCCAAGCUAUGAAUUGAAGCCUACUGAAAUGAUAAAACUCUUAUAGCAGGUCUUAGUAUGAAGAAGGUCUCCAGAAAUCUCCCAAAAGCAUUAGCUGACACUAGGCUCUGAAAGGCAAACCAGGAUGACAACCAGGGAUGUAAGAUUUCUGAAUUUAAAGGGGUACUCCACUGGCCAGCGUUCGGAACUAAAUGUUCUGAACACUGUUUUCGCACUGCGGGGGCCGGCCCCACCACUUGGGAUGUCAUGGUCACGCCCCCUCAAUGUAAGUCAAUUCGUGAUGGUGGCCGUGAGGUUACGAGGGGCGUGGCCCACCUCCGCAGCACGAAAACAGCUUUUGGAACAUUUAGUUCCAAACACUGGCCAGUGGAGUACCCCUUCAAGGGAGACUGAUGUGCUUCAGGAUUGAUUUAUCUAAGAAUAUAUUGCUUUGAGAUUGUAGAAUACACUUUGCUAUACCAUAAUAAACUUGGGGUAAGGACUGAUGUUAAAGGGGUAUUCCAGGAUUUUUGUUUCUUUGAAUGUAAGAUGGGGGCAGCUAAGUUAGUCUAGUUACUAAUAUACUUCACUUACCUGGGUUUGGUGCCUGGUAUCACAUUUUUUCUCUUUUACCCAGAAGUUCAUUUUUUGCAGCUUACAAAAAGAGUUUUCUCGAAUCUUUCCCAGCUUGCUCUGCUGCCCAAGACAAUACAUCACAAGGCAGGUACUGGCUGCUUUGUCUGUUGUGUUUAAAGCCAGCCCAACGAUGACGUUAUGGGCGCACAUGUGCAUGCAUUCAUCAUUACACAGAUGCACAGCUUGUGUGUCAGGUGAUGUCGGACAAGUGAUGUGAUUAAAGUAGGUGAGGCUGUGCUGCAAUUGGUGGGGUGGGAAACAUGGGAAGGGAAAUAACUAAUCUCUUACCUUGAAACAAAGCACCCUGGGGAUUGUAGUCUAAGGGAGGUCAAAGAAACAGGAAUUAGCUAGCUCCCAAAAAGAAGCCAGCAGCAUGAUGGGGGACACAGGACACGGCCAUUAACCACCAACACAAGCCCAGAUCCUUUGUAAGCAUGUCCAUUACUGUAUGACACUUAAAGAGUACCUGUCAUCAUCUAAACUUUCCCUGAUCCCCCUUCCCAUCUGCCCCUUUCUCUAACUAUGCCUAUCCCUGUGUUUAUUGAGGUUUAAAACGCUGUGAAAAUACCUUUUUUCAUCCCUCUUCAUUAGCUCAGGAGCACUGUCUUUCUGAGGGGUGGAAGGAGGCGGGUCCCAGCAGGCAUGAUGUCACAUGAAGCUUGGCUGGGGCUCUGCUUCUGCCAGUCUUCCUGUAUGCUGCUCUCCCUCUGCAGCAGUGUUUCCCAACCAGGGUACCUCCAGC
Hyla sarda is the source of this 6313-nucleotide messenger RNA. RefSeq lists its product as uncharacterized. The record is from RefSeq and is a predicted model, not a curated record. NCBI's taxonomy places the organism in Eukaryota, Metazoa, Chordata, Amphibia, Anura, Hylidae. The transcript is spliced from 2 exons. The coding region runs from base 298 to 1656 and encodes 452 amino acids.